Messenger RNA from Cydia splendana, 819 nucleotides. RefSeq lists its product as uncharacterized. NCBI's taxonomy places the organism in Eukaryota, Metazoa, Arthropoda, Insecta, Lepidoptera, Tortricidae. The transcript has a single exon. The record is from RefSeq and is a predicted model, not a curated record. Bases 1 to 819 code for a protein of 272 amino acids. Gene Ontology annotation, molecular function: catalytic activity.
AUGCCAGUACACCCACAUCUGGACAUCUUACAGUGUAAUGUCAACCACUCCGCUCGUGCUCAAGAUCUGCUCAUGCAAUUCACGGCGGAGUGGGGCAUCUCCAUAGCGGUGGUGGCAGAGCCAUAUUUUGUUCCUCCUCAGUCAAACUGGGUAGGGGCCACAGACGGCAGGGUGGCCAUGAUGGUACCGGCGGUGGGUGACUUUCCACUCCUUACGCCAAUAGCCCGAGGCCGGGGAUACGCAGCGGAAAAAUGGGGUGAAACUGUAGUCGUAGCGAGCUACUUCUCCCCCAAUAAACCGCUUCGCGAUCUUGAGCAAUUCCUAGAAGAGAUCGGGAAUAUUGUGAGGAGAGCGAGCCCCAGCCAGGUGCUCGUAUUGGGCGAUUUUAACGCCAAAAGUGAGGCUUGGGGCUCGCCCCUCACAAACCCAAAGGGAGCUGCCCUAAGAGACUGGGCGGUGGCGACGGGCUUGGCUGUCCUGAACCAGGGCAACGCCAAUACAUGCGUGCGACGGCAGGGGGGGUCUAUUGUUGACAUAUCGUUUGCGACCCCUGCCAUUGCCGCGCGUAUAACGAAUUGGCGGGUCCUUGAGGAGGUGGAGACCCUGUCCGACCACCUCUAUAUACAAAUGAGGGUCCACAAUGCGCCGGUAGUCCCACCGAUGCCCGGCCGAAAUGGUUUCCCUAAGUGGACCAUAACAAAGCUGGACCGCGAGAUGGCGGACGAAGCCGCAAUGGUUGAGGCAUGGAAUAACCCUCCUCCAAUAGCGCUAGGAGUGGAUGAGCGUGCCUCACGGCUCCGCGAAAGUCUGCAGAACUAA